GCCAUGAGGAAGCGGGUUGGAGCGAGAGUGACUGCGUGGGUAUGAGGGGGUGAGAGGAAUACAAACCGCUUCGCCAUCCCUGCUGCAGCUUAUGUACUAUCAAUGAGCCAUGGAGGAAGCAUGCACCGAACCUGCCAAAGCUAUUAAACCCAUUGAUCGAAAGUCUGUUCAUCAAAUUUGUUCUGGACAAGUGGUACUGAGUCUAGCAACUGCGGUAAAGGAGCUGCUGGAGAACAGCAUCGAUGCAGGGGCCACAAGCAUUGACAUAAAACUUAAGGAGUAUGGCGCUGAACUGAUUGAAGUUUCCGAUAAUGGGUCUGGAGUAAAUGAACAGAAUUUUGAAGGCUUAACACUGAAGCAUCACACAUCCAAGUUAAGUGAUUUUUCGGACCUUCUUAGUGUGGAAACAUUUGGUUUUCGAGGAGAAGCUUUAAGUUCUUUGUGUGCGUUAAGCGAUCUCUCUAUUUGCACCUGCCACAAAACGGCUCAUGUAGGAACUCGUUUGGUUUUUGAUCAAAAUGGGAAGAUUGUCCAGAAAUCUCCAUUUCCACGGCAACAAGGAACAACAGUUACCGUACAACAACUGUUUUACACCCUGCCUGUCCGGCACAAGGAAUUUCAGAGGAACAUUAAAAAGGAAUUUGGCAAAAUGGUUCAGGUGUUGCAGGCAUACUGUAUAAUCUCAACUGGAGUUCGCAUCAACUGCACCAAUCAAAUUGGGCAAGGAAAAAGAAACCUGGUGAUGUGUUCCAGCGGCAGCAUCGGCAGUAUAAAGGAGAACAUAGGAGCUGUGUUUGGGCAGAAGCAGUUGCAGAGUCUGAUGCCGUUUGUCCAACUGCCUCCUAGUGAAACGGUCUGCGAGGACUAUGGACUGACUUAUACAGACACUCUAGACAGUUUUUAUAACAUUUCAGGAUUUAUAUCUAGUUGUGACCAUGGAGUGGGAAGGAGCUCUACGGACAGACAGUUUUUUUUCAUUAAUCAACGGCCGUGUGAUCCUGCAAAGGUUUCCAAGGUUGUGAAUGAGGUGUACCAUACUUACAAUCGGCAUCAGUACCCAUUUGUGGUGCUUAGCAUCUGCGUGAAUUCAGACUGCAUUGAUAUCAACGUCACGCCAGACAAGAGGCAGAUUUUGCUACAAGAGGAGAAGCUGUUACUGGCGAUUCUAAAGACGUCCUUGGUGGCGAUGUUCAGCAGUAAAGUGAAUAAAUUGGGCAUGAAUCAGACCCUACACCUUGCCACAGGUAACUUCAUUAAAUUAAGUACACAAGGUUCGGAGUCCUCCACCUCGGGACAAUCAAUGACAUUUGAUAAAAAAUCUCUUGCUGUGUCUAAGUUGAGAGAGGCUUUCUCCCUGCAUCAAAAGACUCAAACCAGCUCCCAGACAACAAAACCUGACAAAGGACAAAGCUCAUCGCCUUCCCAAAAGAAACUGCAGGCAUUCUUUAGUAAUUCCUGCAAGGAUCAAAGGGUUGUAUCCAAAAACAUUCUCAGCACGAGUGAGAAUAAGAGAGAAUCGGGGACUCCAGAUUGCUCUGAAAAUGAAUUUCCAUUGGAAAGUGAUUGUGAUUCUGGGAGAGGAACCAUUUCCGCUCCAGACUGUGGGCCGGACCGCAAUACCCCGGAGUUCCUCGGUCACCACAGCAGUGAAAGUUUAUCCAGCUCCCAGGAGUCCUUAGUGAAUUGUGAUAAUGGACACAGCGAAGUGUGUUCACCAGCAGCUAGCGGUCAACUUCAAAACUUUAAAUCUGAACCAGGGUUAGAAGAGCCAAACGAGGCAUCGGAGAUAUUAGAGCAGCGGGAUUACGACUCUGCUCCAGAUUCUAAACGCGCAAAAACAAGGGUGGAUUCAAAUCAUUAUCGCGAAUUACCGUCACGGGUAGAUACGGUGGACGCUCCGGUAAAUAUUGCUAAGAGGACUGCGCCGCUGCGUUUCUCAAUGGGUCAGCUCACUAAGAGAAUAGAAAAGCUUAAAAGCCAGCAGAAACUGAAAGAGGAGUCUGAGAGAUACCGCAGGUUCAGGGCGAAGAUCAGCCCCGGGGAAAAUCAAGCCGCGGAAGCUGAAUUAAGUAAAGAGAUAAGUAAGGAGAUGUUUGCAAAAAUGGAGAUCAUUGGACAGUUCAAUUUGGGAUUUAUAAUAACAAAGCUAGACACCGACCUUUUCAUAAUUGACCAACAUGCGACAGACGAAAAAUACAACUUUGAGAUGCUGCAGCAGAAUACGGUUUUACAAGGACAGAGGCUCAUAGCGCCCCAGAAAUUAAGCUUAACAGCUGCAAAUGAGACAGUGCUGAUCGAUAACAUCGAAAUAUUCAAGAAGAAUGGAUUUGAUUUUAUUUUUGAUGAAAACGCGCCUGUCAUGGAACGCGUCAAGUUAGUGUCUCUGCCUACAAGCAAGAACUGGACCUUUGGGCAGCAGGACAUAGAGGAACUGAUCUUCAUGUUGAGCGACUGUCCUGGGGUGAUGUGUAGGCCGUCCAGAGUGCAGCAGAUGUUUGCCUCUAGAGCCUGCAGGAAGUCUGUAAUGAUUGGAACAGCGUUAAACAUAAAUGAAAUGAAGAAACUUGUGGCCCACAUGGGAGAGAUAGAACAUCCUUGGAAUUGCCCCCACGGACGCCCCACCAUGAGGCACAUUGCCAGCCUAGACAUGAUUUCCCAGGACUGAUCGCAAGCUCCGGAUAUUUUCUGCGGCUUUUGUUAUGUCCGAGGGGCUGGAGGGGCUCUCGCUAUCUCGCCGUCUCGGAUAUCGCGCUGUAUUUUAAGUCUUCCCUAAAGUUCAUAGUUUUUACACUAGCGUUCGUUUUAAUCCAGAUUAAUGCAAUUUGGGAGACAUACGUUUAAAGUGCUGCUUUUCUGCUGUUUUAUAAAAUGUUUAUAUGCGUUAAAUGUUUUUAUUGUAAGUUCAGAAUUCUUAUAAUAAAAGUGUUAUGUUUUUAUAUA
Molecule: messenger RNA, 2940 nt
Organism: Spea bombifrons (plains spadefoot toad)
Lineage: Eukaryota; Metazoa; Chordata; Amphibia; Anura; Pelobatidae
Gene: PMS2
Product: PMS1 homolog 2, mismatch repair system component
Exons: 15
Coding region: 110-2665 (851 amino acids)
Biological process (GO): mismatch repair
Cellular component (GO): MutLalpha complex
Molecular function (GO): ATP hydrolysis activity; ATP binding; mismatched DNA binding
Source: RefSeq, a predicted model, not a curated record